This is a messenger RNA of Selaginella moellendorffii, 1302 nucleotides long. Its product is annotated as spore coat protein A-like. Lineage: Eukaryota; Viridiplantae; Streptophyta; Lycopodiopsida; Selaginellales; Selaginellaceae. The annotation marks the transcript as partial. The record is from RefSeq and is a predicted model, not a curated record. The transcript has a single exon. Gene Ontology annotation, molecular function: copper ion binding; oxidoreductase activity.
AACUACGUCUAUCCCAACUUUCAGCGCCACUUGCUCCUGUGGUAUCACGACCACACUUACGGCAUGACCCGGCUCAAUAUGGCUGCUGGCUUGGUCGGACUUUACGUGAUAGAGUCGCCCUGGGAAGAUCCAUCCUGGGUCCCGAGAAACUACUUACUUCUGGUGAUCCAAGACAAGCAGUUCUUCAGCGAUGGCUCCAUAAACUAUCCCAGCAAUCCGGCAGUUCAUCCGCAGUGGUGUGCGGACUACUUUGGUGAUACCAUUCUGGUGAACGGGAAGGUGUGGCCUUACAUCGAAGUCUGGCCGGUGGUGGUGAGGUUCCGGGUGCUGCUUGCGGCAAACUCGAGAUUCUUCAUCCUCACCUUGAACGACACGAGCUUGAGCUUCAUCAAGAUUGCCACGGACGGGGGAUACCUGGCGACUCCGAUACGGCAGAAGAAGCUCAGCCUCUCUCCUUCCGAACGAGUCGACAUUCUUAUCGACUUUCGCGGAGUGAAGCCCGGGGAGAGAGUUCUCUUGUACAACAACCCGUCGGCUCCAUUCCCGAGUGGAAGCGUCACCGAGCAAGAAGUUCUCCUGUUCAACGUAAUCAACUGGCAGACCAACGCUACCGUCGACGAAGACGCCAAUGAGAUCCCGCAAGCACUCACUCCAAGCGAGCUGGCCGAGUUGCCGACGCUAUCGAUCAUCAAAGCCACGGCCGGAGUAGAUCUCUCGUACGUCGACUGGGCGUCAACUUACAACCGGCCUUUCGUUCACGACUCUGGAAACACGCUCACGGGACUCUUCCUCCAGGACAGGUUCUCUUUCACGCGUCCGGCCACCGAGCAAGUCCUGCUCUACACGAACGAGGUGUGGUGCAUGAUCAACACCAUGACAGCAUCCCAUCCGAUCCACAUCCAUCUCAUCAACUUUCUCGUGCUCGAGCAGCAGGGAUUCGACACCGGGCGAUUCGCUGCCGGGUCGUGCUCGUUCGAGUACGACUACCCGGACUCGAGGAGCUGCUACACGGGCGAGGCACAGGGAGCCGACGUGGAUCAAGUCGGGUGGAAGGACACGGCCGUCAUCCAGCCCGCCACCGUCACCCGGUUCUUCCUGGCGUUCAAGCCCAGCAUCUCGUACAGGUUCCUUGGCGCUCUUGAGAUCGGCGAGGCUGACUUGUCCUCCAGCAUCCAGCAGCAGGAACAGCCAUCGCAGAGCCACCAGGAUGGGAUCAGCGGUGCCAAGGAUUCGAUUCGCUUCAUAGACGGGUUGACACUUCGGAAAUUUGGUGAUCGUGGAUCUUGUGGGCACAAACACUGA